Medicago truncatula (barrel medic) is the source of this 1557-nucleotide messenger RNA. RefSeq lists its product as uncharacterized. NCBI's taxonomy places the organism in Eukaryota, Viridiplantae, Streptophyta, Magnoliopsida, Fabales, Fabaceae. The coding region runs from base 595 to 1383 and encodes 262 amino acids. The transcript has a single exon. The record is from RefSeq and is a predicted model, not a curated record.
AGCUCCUAACCUAACCACCGUCUCACAUUACCCCCUUUCUACCCUAACACAAUUUCCCUCUCCCUAAUUUCCAAUUAUUUUUCUCUCUCAUUUUUCCUCAAGUCUCUAGCUUCCUCUCUGUUUCUUUGUCUCAAGCAAAAGCUUAAAGUUAAAAGAGAAACAUAAAAAAGCUGAGGACAUCCCCAAACUUUGCACACAUGCAAAUUCACCACCACCCACUUUUACAUUACACCUCUCAUUCACUAUUCACUACCACCAAAACCUAAACUUCAAUCAACCCAUAUCCAACCCUCUCUUUCAAUCCAUCUAUUCACCCAUCUCCAAACAUCAUUAAAAUUAGACAUCAAACCCCUAAUUUCCACAUUUUUCCUCCUCAAAAAAAAAAAAAACCUAAAAAUUCAUUCUUUCCUCAUACCCAUUUUCAUCCAAAAACCUUACCUCUAACCAAAAAAACAUCCCUUUCUCUAAACCCAUUUCUCAUUUCCCACAAAAAUUGAACCAAGACACAAAAGAGGAAGAAAAAAACAACAAAGAAACAUAAGAACAACAACAACAAAGACAACAAAGGUAGUAACUUUCAAUCUCCCACAUUCAAUGUGGAAACCGUGGGGAAAAUCAACAUCUAAGAUUCACAACAAAUCUUCUUCAUCCUCAUUCUCUUGUUCUUCCUUCAAAGACAUUCAAACCCUAAUUCUUCAAGAACCACCUCAACAACCUCUACCUUCUUCACAACCCACAACAAAACAAGUCUUCCAACGCGUCCUUCUCGCCAACACACUCCUCCGUGCCUGGUCAUCUCCCCUCAAACUCCCACGCUCCAUCUCUCAACCCGAAAACCCACCAAACAAUGACACACACGCGCUGGAAAAACAAACUCCACCACCUUCACCCCCAAAACCCAUUUAUUUUCCGGGAACAGAACAGCGCGUGGUGAUAUACUUCACAAGCCUGCGCGUGGUUCGACCAAUCUUCGAAGACUGCAAAAGCGCACUCGCAAUUCUACGCGCCUUCCACGUUCAUCUCGACGAGCGCGACGUGUCGAUGGAUUCGUCUUUUUUGACCGAAUUGAACCGGAUAAUGGGUCGAACCGGUUUAUCAUUGCCACGUGUUUUUAUAGGUGGAAGAUAUAUCGGUGGAGGCGAAGAGAUUAGAUCAAUGCACGAGAUUGGCGAGCUCAAGAAAAUGCUAGAAGAUUUACCCGUAGUGGAUCCAAUUGAAUGCCACGUGUGCGCUGGUCAUAGGUUUGUUCUAUGUAACGUGUGUAAUGGGAGUAGAAAGGUGUAUAAUGAUAAAGCUGGAUUUAAAGUUUGUAAUGUUUGUAAUGAGAAUGGUCUUCUUAGGUGCCCUUCUUGUUUUCCUAAUAAUAAUGAAAUCAAAAAGUGAAUCAGAAUUAGUUUUUUUUAUUUGUUAGGUUAAUUAGUUGGUUUAGUUUUUUUUUUUUUUUUUAAUUUUUAGUGUAAAGAUUAUGUUAGGUUGGUCUAACAAUGUAUAUGAUUUUGGGUUUCUUAAUCUUCUAUACUCCCUCCGUUUUUUAAUAUAAGCAAAUUUUGACUUUUA